Myotis lucifugus (little brown bat) is the source of this 4737-nucleotide messenger RNA. It is a transcript of the gene NOD2, whose product is annotated as nucleotide binding oligomerization domain containing 2. Gene Ontology annotation, biological process: response to muramyl dipeptide; positive regulation of canonical NF-kappaB signal transduction; defense response to bacterium. The record is from RefSeq and is a predicted model, not a curated record. Gene Ontology annotation, molecular function: protein binding. Gene Ontology annotation, cellular component: cytosol. The transcript is spliced from 12 exons. Lineage: Eukaryota; Metazoa; Chordata; Mammalia; Chiroptera; Vespertilionidae. Bases 171 to 3218 code for a protein of 1015 amino acids.
AUCGGGGCGCCCCCCUCCCCGAGCUGCGUGCUCCACGGCCCGGUGCCGGGAGAGGGCGGGCGCCGAGGGUCUCGCCCGCAGGACUCAGACGCCGGCUCCUGAGCCCUUCUGGCCACCGCGGGGCUGAGGAAGGGCUGCCUCGGUUUUCCCUGGGGGGUCCCGGGAUCUGAAUGGAAGGCCAUGACACGUGCACGCAGCAAGCUUUCCAAGCCCAGAGGAGCCAGCUGGUGGGGCUGCUGGGCUCGGGGUCCCUGGAGGCCUUCGAGAGCGUCCUGGACUGGCUGCUCUCCUGGGACGUGCUGUCCUGGGAGGAAUAUGAGGGCCUGCACGUCCUGGGCCAGUCCCUCUCCCACUCGGCCAGGCGCCUCCUGGACACCGUGUGGAACAAAGGUGCUUGGGGCUGCGAGCAGCUCCUGGCGGCGGUGCAGGAGGCGCAGGCUGACGGCCGGUCCCCUGAGCUGCAUGGCCACUGGGACCCCCACUCUCCCCACCCGGCCCGGGACCUGCAGUGCCACCGGCCAGCCAUCGUCCGGAGACUCUACAGCCACGUGGAGGGCGUGCUGGACCUGGCGCAGGCGCGGGGCUUCCUCAGCCCAUACGAAUGUGACGAAAUCAGGCUGCCCAUCUUCACGUCAUCCCAGCGGGCGCGGAGGCUCCUGGAUCUGGCCACGGUGAAGGCCAACGGGCUGGCCGCCUUCCUCCUACAGCACGUGCAGGAGCUGCCGGUCCCGCUGGCCCUCUCUCUCGAAGACGCCGCGUGUCGGAAGUACACGUCCAAGCUGCGGACCACGGUCUCGGCCCAGUCGCGCUUCCUGAGCUCCUACGACGGGGCGGAGAACCUGCGCCUGGAGGACAUCUACACGGAGAACGUGCUGGAGCUGCGGACGGAGGCGGGCGCCCCGCAGACCAGCCCUGCCCCCCCGGGCCUGGACGCCCUCUUCCGCUCCGGGAGCCCCCGCAACGCCGACGCGGACACCGUGCUGGUGGUGGGCGAGGCGGGCAGCGGCAAGAGCACGCUCCUGCAGCGGCUGCACCUGCUGUGGGCGUCGGGGCGGGACUUCCAGGACUUCCUCUUCGUCUUCCCCUUCAGCUGCCGGCAGCUGCAGCGGCUGGCCAAGCCCCUGUCCGUGCGGGCGCUGCUCUUCGAGCACUGCUGCUGGCCCGACCUCGGCCAGGAGGAAGUCUUCCGGUUCCUCCUCGCCCACCCCGAGCGCGUCCUCCUCACCUUCGACGGCUUUGACGAGUUCAGGUUCAGGUUCACGGACGGCGAGCGGCACUGCUCCCCGACCGCGCCCACGUCGGUGCAGAACCUGCUCUUCAACCUCCUGCAGGGCAACCUGCUCAAGAACGCCCGCAAGCUGCUGACCAGCCGCCCGGACGCCGUGUCCGCCGGCCUCCGCCGGUACGUGCGGACCGAGCUCCACCUCAGGGGCUUCUCGGAGGACGGCAUCGAGCUGUACCUGCGGAAGCGCCACCGCGAGCCGGGCCUGGCCGACCGCCUCGUCCGCCUGCUCAGGGCCACCUCGGCCCUGCACGGCUUGUGCCACCUGCCCGUCUUUGCCUGGAUGGUGUCCAAAUGCCACCAGGAGCUGCUGCUGCAGGACGGGGGGUCCCCAAGGACCACCACGGACAUGUACCUGCUGAUCCUGCAGCAUUUCCUGCUCCACGCCUCCCCACCGGACGCGGCCCCCCACGGCCCGGGGCCCGGCCUGCUCCGAGGCAGGCUCCCCACCCUCCUGCACCUGGGCCGCCUGGCUCUCUGGGGCCUGGGCGUGAGCUGCUACGUGUUCUCGGCCCAGCAGCUCCAGGCGGCGCACGUGGACGGGGCGGACGUUUCCCUCGGCUUCCUGGUGCAUGCCAAAAGCGCGGCGCCCGGGAGCCCGCCGCCCCUGGAGUUCCUGCACAUCACCUUCCAGUGCUUCUUUGCCGCCUUCUACCUGGUGCUCAGCGCCGACGUGAGGCCCUCCUCGCUCAGACACCUCUUCAACUGCCGCCCGACGGGGAGCUCGCCGCUGGCCCGGCUGCUGCCCGCGCUGUGCGUGCAGGGCCCGCCGCGCGAGGAGGGCGGCGUGGAGGCUUGGCUGCAGCAGGCCGAGCCGCACAACCUCCAGAUCACGGCUGCCUUCCUGGCCGGGCUGCUGUCCAGGGAGCACCGGGGCCUGCUGGCCGAGUGCCAGGCGUCCGAGAAGGCCCUGCUGCGGCGCCAGGCCUGUGCCCGCCGGUGUCUGGCCCGCAGCCUCCGCAAGCACUUCUGCUCCAUCCCGCCGGCCCUGCCGGGCGAGGCCAAGAGCAUGCACGCCCUGCCCGGCUUCCUCUGGCUCGUCCGCAGCCUGUACGAGCUGCGGGAGGAGCGGCUGGCGCGCAAGGCUGUGCGGGGCCUGGACGUGGGGCACCUCAAGCUGACCUUCUGCAGCGUGGGCCCUGCCGAGUGCGCCGCCCUGGCCUUCGUGCUGCGCCACCUCCGGCGGCCCGUGGCCCUGCAGCUGGACCACAACUCGGUGGGCGACGUUGGUGUGGAGCAGCUGCUGCCCUGCCUGGGCGUCUGCAAGGCUCUGUACCUGAGAGAUAAUAACAUCUCGGACCGCGGCAUGUGCACGCUCGCCGAGCACGCCCUGCGCUGUGAGGAGCUGCAGAAGCUCGCUUUAUUCAACAACAAGCUGACGGACGGCUGUGCCCAGGCCCUGGCGCGGCUCCUGGAGUGCCGGCAGAACUUCCUGGCACUGAGGCUGGGGAAUAACCACAUCACGGAGGCGGGGGCCCAGGUGCUGGCCCGGGGGCUCAGGGCCAACACGUCGCUGCAGUUCCUGGGGUUCUGGGGCAACGAGGUGGGGGACAAGGGGGCGCAGGCCUUGGCGGAAGCCCUGGGCGACCACCAGAGCUUGCGGUGGCUCAGCCUGGUGGGGAACCGCAUUGGCAGUGUGGGUGCCCGAGCCUUAGCCUCGAUGCUGGAGAAGAACAUGGCACUGGAGGAACUCUGCCUGGAGGAGAACCAGCUUGGAGACGAAGGGGUCUGCUCUCUCGCCGAGGGGCUCAGGAGAAAUCCCAGCUUGAAAGUCCUCAAGCUGUCCAACAACUGCGUCACCUACCGAGGCGCGGAAGCCCUCCUGCGGGCCCUGGAAAGGAAUGACACCGUCCGGGAAGUCUGGCUCCGGGGAAACGCCUUCUCUCCGGAGGAAAUGGAGACGCUGGGCCACAGGGACGCCAGGCUCCUGCUGUGAUGUCUCCGGCCCUCGGAUCCCCUCGGUGUGUGUGAGAGCCGCCGGCCGGGCCCCAGGGGCUGGAUGACACCUGCGGCCGCCCGCCCGCCCGCCCGCCCGGAUGGAGCCCUGUCCUGCCCAGGCCAGCUCAGCAGUGACCUUUGUUCUGGCACAGAAGGGGCAUCAGUGCCCUCGGAGUGGACGUCUCCACGGUCCCCGUGGCCACCGAGUUCUUCCCACGCUUCUCGGCCGCAGAGAGGAGCAGCCCCUCCGUGUGGCGGGGCGGCCUCCGGCGGAUGCAGUGCGUCAGGGGCCCACGAAGGCUACCGAGAGCCUAGUGGUGGGGAGCUGGAUCCCCGUGAGAAGCCCCUUCCCACGCCUCUCACAAUGGGGGCCGGGGGUGUUCAGGGAGAAACUCUCUUUUUUGGUAUAUGUUGUUGUUGAUUAAAGAGAGAGGAAGGGAGGGGAGAGAGAUAGAAGCAUCAGUGAUGAGAGAGAAUCAUGGAUCAGCUGCCUCCUGCACGCCCCACACUGGGGAUCGAGCCCACAACCCGGGCCUGUGCCCUGACGGGGAUUCGAACCGUGACCUCCUGGGUCAUAGGUCGACGCUCAACCCCUGAGCCAUGAGGGCCGGGCAGGAAGGAACUUUCUGCCGUGGGUCAACCACCCAGGCUGCUCCCCCAUCCGGUCCCCCCGCCCUCCCUGGAUGCGCACGUGGCAUUUCCUCUGGGGCUGAGGGCUGCGGAGUCAGUGUCCUCCGCUUUGCUAUCCUCACCUCCCGGCCCCACCAUGGGAGGGGCUGCCACUCCUUUCGGGUCCUUAAGACGCUAAUGGAGGGGACACACGACAGCUACUGAGUCCCCGGGAUUGUCUAGAUCUGCGAGAAGAAUGUGACCCCACGGCAGCUGGUGCCACACGUGGACUUUCAUUUCCUGUGACGCCAGUUCCUCCAGGGAAGCCGGUGGCAUCACCUCGCCAUCCAGAGGCAGCUUUGAAAGAAUCCGUCCGCGCCAGGAUUUGGAACGCCCUCCCCAGGUCUCCCUCCGGGGGCUGCCUGUGAGCUGGACUCGGAGAGCAGACUCCCAACUCUCCUCCUAAGAGACGAUUGAUUUUUAAAAUAAUUGAUUUCAGAGAGGAAGGAAGAGGGAGAGAGAGAGAGAAACAUCAAUGAUGAGAAUCAUUCAUCGGCUGCCUCUUGCACGCCCCCUACUGGGGGCACAGCGCAACCGGACAUGUGCCUGCCUGGGAAUGGAGCUGGUGACCUCUUGGUUCCUGGGUCAGCGCUCAACCACUGAGCCACACCGGCUGGGCGAGGCCAUUGGUUUUUGCCAGAUGCUCCGGGAUGUAAAGUCGAGGAUGAAAAGUUUACAGAAGCAACACCAGAGGCCCUUCCUCACCAAGCCGACGCCUUCCGGGGUUUCCCGAAGGGCGCACAGAGCCUUUGUGAACCUGCAGGUGCCGUGCACGCGUGAUUGUGCUCAACAGCGUUGCUCGUGGAAACUGGUUACUAUUUAUAAACCUCUUUAUUUUAUUCUCCCAA